Molecule: messenger RNA, 1515 nt
Organism: Mobula hypostoma (lesser devil ray)
Lineage: Eukaryota; Metazoa; Chordata; Chondrichthyes; Myliobatiformes; Myliobatidae
Gene: nkx1-2b
Product: NK1 transcription factor related 2-like,b
Exons: 2
Coding region: 1-1515 (504 amino acids)
Biological process (GO): regulation of transcription by RNA polymerase II; cell differentiation
Cellular component (GO): nucleus
Molecular function (GO): DNA-binding transcription factor activity, RNA polymerase II-specific; RNA polymerase II cis-regulatory region sequence-specific DNA binding
Source: RefSeq, a predicted model, not a curated record
AUGAACGUGAACAGAGAAAGGGUUCAGCCAGCUGAUAUAUCCUUACCAUCAGCGGCGGUGGCAGAUCCGAUGUCUUGUACCAUCCACACUGAAGCCAUGGAUGUGAGUGGGGAGCAAAGGCUCCCUGGUAAUGAUCUGGCUGCCUUCUCCUGCCCGGCCAACCGGGAGAGACAGGGGGAUACACAGGGCAUUGCUGCCCAAGAGGCAGCCGUCGUGGCCCCAGCUCCUACCAGUAACAACAGGACCACCUCUUUCUCUGUCUUGGACAUUCUGGAUCCCAACAAGUUUAACAGCAGCAAGAGGCGGCAGUGCAGCAUUCUGUACAGAGCCGGCAGCGAGUACACAGUGGCAGCGGCGGGGGAAAGGGCUGCGAACGCUUUUUGUGAAAUUGCAGAUCGGAAAACGAUAAAUGAUAGCGGGUUGGACACAUGCAAGAAGGCAGCUGAUAUCAUCAACGUGAAUCUACGUGUGCAUGAAUCAGUAUUGGAAAAACGAAAAGAACCAAAAUGUGAGAUAUAUAUUUCUAAUCAUAGAGUCUUUGAAGACCUGUACAAAAAUUGUUGGUAUCUAAUGAUCUAUUUUAUCUAUUUAUUCCCGCAUCUAUCACCAUUCCACAAAGAAGAUGGAGAUUUCCUUGACAGCUACAAAGGUGAGCGACGUGAGAAAGACUUCUGCCGGAGCUUAGAGCCAGAGCAGGACAGUAACGAGACGUCGCGACAGGAGGACGCCGAGGAGUUGAGUGAAGAUAGCGGAGCCGGCAGGAGAGCGGGAGGAGGCACUCUGGCCUCUCCGGGAGAGAGGAUGCCCGGGGUCGAGGGAGAACCGGACGAGGAGGAGGAAGAGGAGGAAGAGGAGGAGGAGGAAAGUGCGACAGGAGGCCGCGAAAGCCUGAGCCCACGCAGUCCUCAGGGCCAGCAUCUGCAGCAGUGCCAGUCCCAGCCUCAGCAGCAGAGUCAGGCUCAGCAGCACAAGAGCAAACGGAAACGCAGCGGCUCGGACGCGAAGUCGGGCAAACCCCGGCGGGCCCGCACUGCCUUCACCUAUGAGCAGUUGGUGGCGCUGGAGAACAAGUUCAAGUCAACCCGCUACCUGUCGGUGUGCGAGCGUCUGAACCUGGCGCUGUCCCUCAGUCUCACCGAGACCCAGGUCAAGAUCUGGUUCCAGAACCGCAGGACCAAGUGGAAGAAGCAGAACCCCGGCGCGGACACUAGCGCUCCCACCGGGGGAGGAGGAGGUGCAGGGGGCGGAGGAGCAGGUGGCGGCGGUGCAGGGACAGGGGGAGGGUCGGGCUUGGGGGGACCGUCGGCGGGCCAUCUGAGUGGCCUCAGCCCCAUGAGUACUUCUUCCCCGGUGACCGGGCCACUUUCCAUGCACUCGGCUUAUUCAAACCCCGGCGGGCUAGUGUGCGCCGCGCAGCUGCCCUUCCUGCCCUCACCGGCAACCGUGCUCUCCCCUUUUAUGCUCAGCUCGCAGACUUACGGGGCUCCGGCUUUCUACGCACCUCACUUACAAUGA